GCCGAGCCUGUAUUCUGAAAGCCGCUGAUAACAGCUGUGUUAUGAUUUUUUUUUUUUUAAACUUUCUCCACUGCUGUUAAGUUUUAUAUUAUAAGGGCUGUAAAUGUGUGUUCGCCCGUACAAUAGAGCCUCUGGUGUCAGGAAUAAAAUUCUCGGCUGGCAACUCUUCUCCCACAUCUGAGAAAUGCGAGCUGCUCCUAAUGGAUGUGGACGCAAAAUGUAACAACACCACCUCUCUGUGUCCAUCCUAUGAACAGUCAUCAGGUGCACUUGCCGUCAUUAUUAUCCCCUCUCUAUUGGCUCUGAGCACAGUGUUGGUGGUGGCUCUGAUUUUCUUUAGUCUCUAUAAAAACAAAGAAAGAGUCGAGAGGACUUCAGCUCAUUUCAAAAACGGCAAGCAGAGCGUUUCCCUGGCUGCAGCUUCUGUGCGUGCUCCAAAAGUCCAAUCAGUUUUGGAUCACUGGGAAAUCCCUGAAGAGUGUGUUCUUGAGGGACUUGAGUUUUGGCAGACAGGUUGCUAUGGCCCCAUUUGUAAAGGUCUGCUAAAGAAGAAAGGCGGAGCCUCUUCUGCUGUGGUGGUUAAGUGCCUCCGAGAUGCCCCUGACAAGCCUGAAACUAGAGAAUUUGUUGAGUGGCUCCUCUUCUGUGCCACAGUGUGUAAACAUGAAAAUGUGGUGCAGAUGUUGUACUGUCAGACCAAACGUCUGCCCAUGUACCUGGUUUUAGAUGCCUACACCCCAGGGAAUCUCCUUCACUUCCUCUGGACACUUAGAAAUGAUUCGGGCAAUGCAGAUCCAUUGCAGAACUUCUCUGAGAGGUCAGUGUUUCUGGUGGCAAAGCAAGUUGCAACUGGCUUGGAUUACCUGAUGUCAGAGCACAGGCUGGUGCAUGGAGAUGUUGCCGCCAGAAACAUCUUAAUUGGCCCAGGCCUCUCGGCUCGGGUAUCUGGCCUGGGUGUGGCAUUUGAAGGACGCAAAAUGGAUUCAGCAAUUAGGCAGAGGGCAGCAAAGGUGCCUCUCAAAUGGCAGGCUCCAGAGCGGAUUAUGAUGCUGCUCAGUAUCGACAGAAGCGACGUGUGGUCUUUUGGAAUCCUACUAUAUGAACUCAUCACCUUAGGAUCUCCACCGUACUCUGAGCUGGAGCCUUUGUCGGUGCUUCCAAAGCUCCAGGCGUCUUAUCGAAUGAAGAGACCAAAGAAUUGUGGAGGACUUUUGUAUGAUCUGAUGAAGUACUGCUGGAUGUGGAGUUUCAAAGAGCGACCAGCAUUUUCAGCCAUCAUAAAGCUGUUGGAGUCAUCGCUGCACCUUGCUGCUACUAAACCUAUUUGUGUUUCUGAGGCCAUAGACAUAUCUGAGUAUAAGAGAAUUUCAGGGCUGAGUGAAUAGACCUGCACUCACCUGCCACUUUAUUGGGUACACCUCUUCAGAUGCUUGUUAACAUAAAUAUUUAAUAAUCAAGACAACUUGCUGAAAUUCAAACUUAGCAUCAAAAGAAAGAUGAGUUGAGGGACUUUAAAUUUGCUAUGGUUGCCAGAUGGGCUGGUCUGAGUAUUUCAGAAACUGCUGAUCUGCUCAGACUUUUCCACACAACCACCUCUAGGGCUUACAGAAAAAAAGAGAAAAUAUCCAGCGAGCAGCAGUUCUCUGAGUGAAAAUGGCUUGUUGAUGCCAGAGGAGUUUAUUGGAACUCAACCAGUAACUCAAAUAAUCACUUGGUACAAGCAAAGUAUACCCUGAAUGCACAACACUCCAAAUCUUGAAGCAGACGAGCUACAGCAGUAGAAAACCACACCAGGUGCCACUUUUGUCUGCUAAGAGAAGGAACCUGAGGCUGCAGUUCACGCAGGCUCUCCAAAAUUGGACAAUAGAAGACUGGAAGAAUGUUUGCUGGUCUGAUGAGUCUCCAUUUCAGAUGAUGGGGUCAGAGUUCGACAUAAAAAAAAACAUGAAAGCGUGAAUCCAUCCUGCCUUAUGUCAGCUGGUUAGGCUGCUGGUGGUGCAAUGGUGUGGGGUAUAUUUUCUUGGCACACUUUGGGCCCCUUAGUACCAACUGAACAUCCUUCAAACAUCACAGCCUUCCUGAGUAAUGUUGCUGACCGUGUCCAUUCCUUUACGACCACAAGUGUAUCUUCUGAAGGCUGCUUCCACUAGGAUAACACAACCACUUUGCAAAGCUCGAAGUGGUUUCUUGAACAUUACAUACUGUACUCAAGUGGCCUCAAAAUCCAAUAGAGCACCUUUGGGAUGUCGCAGAAUGAGUGAUUCGCAUCAUGGAUGUGCAGCUGACAAAUCUGUAGCAAUUGUGUGAUGCUAUCAUGUCAAUAUGGAGUAUAAGCUCUUAAUCCCACAGUGAACAAAGGCAGUUCUGAAGGCAAAAGAUGGUCCAACCUGGUACCAACAAGGUGUAUCUAAUAACAAGUGUGUAACAAAUAUGGCAGCAACACUUAUUUGGUUUAACAUACAAAAUCUAUUGGUUCUUAGAUUGCAGCACAGUGCUCUACCAUCAUUUAUCAAUAACUGUGUAUGGUUACAGCUCGAACAUUGAUAGAAACAUGUUGAAACUGACUACAAAAUUUACAGUUCAAUAAUAAUAAGAUGAAUUAAAGACAAUGGUUCCAAGU
This is a messenger RNA of Archocentrus centrarchus (flier cichlid), 2620 nucleotides long. RefSeq names its product tyrosine-protein kinase STYK1. The transcript is spliced from 10 exons. Gene Ontology annotation, biological process: multicellular organism development; cell surface receptor protein tyrosine kinase signaling pathway; positive regulation of kinase activity. Gene Ontology annotation, cellular component: signaling receptor complex; plasma membrane. The record is from RefSeq and is a predicted model, not a curated record. NCBI's taxonomy places the organism in Eukaryota, Metazoa, Chordata, Actinopteri, Cichliformes, Cichlidae. Bases 201 to 1385 code for a protein of 394 amino acids. Gene Ontology annotation, molecular function: ATP binding; transmembrane receptor protein tyrosine kinase activity.